AUGAAUUCAGUGUACAUAGUGAAGACAACUACGGUCUCCGAGAAAGAAAAGCCGAAGCCAGCGUCGCCGCCAUUAGAGGUCCCUCGCCGUGUCUUCAUCGACGGGGAGUGGCGCGAGCCGCUGCUGAAGAAGCGGAUCCCCAUCAUCAACCCUGUGGCGGCGCAUCGUGCAGGGGACGUGCCCGCGGCGACCGCGGAGGACGUAGAUCUCGCGGUGGAGGCCGCGCGAAGGGCGCUCUCGAGGAAUCGGGGCCGGGAUUGGGCGCGCGCCUCAGGGGCCGCGCGCGCCAAGCACCUCCGCGCGAUCGCGGCGAAGAUAACUGAGAGGAAAUCUCAGCUGGCUAAGCUAGAGUCAAUUGAUUGCGGGAAGCCUCUAGAUGAAGCAGCAUGGGACAUUGAUGAUGUUGCUGGUUGUUUUGAGUACUAUGCAGAUCUUGCAGAAGCCUUAGAUAAAAAGCAAAAGGCUCCAAUCUCUCUUCCGAUGGAAACAUUCAAGAGCUAUGUGCUUAAAGAAGCUAUAGGAGUUGUUGCAUUGAUCACUCCCUGGAAUUAUCCCCUAUUGAUGGCUACUUGGAAGGUCGCUCCUGCCUUGGCUGCUGGGUGUACAGCUAUUCUAAAGCCGUCUGAAUUGGCUUCAGUGACUUGUUUAGAGCUUGCCGAUGUGUGUAAAGAAGUGGGGCUUCCUCCCGGUGUCUUAAACAUAGUGACUGGGUUAGGUCCUGACGCUGGUGCUCCUUUAGCAGCACAUCCUCAUGUGGACAAGAUCGCAUUUACUGGAAGCACAGAAACUGGUAGAAGGAUUAUGACUGCUGCAGCUCAACUGGUCAAGCCUGUCUCAUUGGAGCUUGGCGGUAAAAGUCCUCUUAUUGUAUUUGAUGACGUCGACAUUGACAAAGCUGUUGAAUGGGCUUUAUUUGGGUGCUUUUGGACGAAUGGCCAAAUAUGCAGUGCAACUUCUCGUCUCCUUAUACAUGAAAAAAUAGCAAAACAAUUUUUAGAGAGACUUGUUGCAUGGGCCAAAAAUAUUAAAGUCUCGGAUCCAUUGGAGGAAGGCUGCAGGCUUGGACCUGUCGUCAAUGAAGGACAGUAUGAAAAGAUAAAGAAACUCAUCUCAACAGCCAAAAAUGAAGGCGCUACUAUUUUGUCCGGUGGUGUUCGUCCCAAGCAUCUGGAGAAAGGGUUCUUUAUUGAGCCCACGAUUAUAACUGACGUGAACACAUCGAUGCAAAUCUGGAGAGAGGAAGUUUUCGGGCCAGUCCUCUGUGUUAAAGAAUUCAGCACUGAGGAGGAAGCUAUCGAACUUGCUAAUGAUACUCAAUACGGCUUAGGUGGUGGUGUUAUUUCUAAUGAUUUAGAGCGGUGCCAGAGGCUAGCUGAGGAAAUUCAAGCUGGGAUAGUUUGGAUAAACUGCUCACAGCCCUGCUUCUGUCAAGCCCCUUGGGGAGGGAACAAGCGCAGCGGCUUCGGUCGCGAGCUUGGCGAAUGGGGACUCGAGAACUACUUAUCCGUAAAGCAAGUGACGCAGUACGUCUCCGAUGAUCCGUGGGGUUGGUAUGUAUCCCCCUCCAAGCUGUAGACGUGAUAACGGGCGGAGAGAACGGAUAAAUUAUGGGCACAGAGAGAUCGGAUAUAUGUGGACGGUGAGAUAUCUAGGAUCGGUUGGAAUAACUUUAAGAACCUCCUAUUAGGACGGCGAAUAAUAAACAACAAUAAUAGCAUGUAAAAUCUGUUGUACGAAAAUAUAUGCAAUCGUAUUCGACAGUUUGGGCGGCCCGCUUAUCGUGUUCUCGUGGAUCCGUCGAUGAUGGGUUACUGAAUUUCGCAUUGAGAAGUGCUUGCUGAAUCAAUUACUAAGAACUGCGAUCUGAGCUAAUGUGUAAUAAUGUGCUUGAUUU
Ananas comosus (pineapple) is the source of this 1894-nucleotide messenger RNA. Its product is annotated as betaine aldehyde dehydrogenase 2-like. The record is from RefSeq and is a predicted model, not a curated record. Lineage: Eukaryota; Viridiplantae; Streptophyta; Magnoliopsida; Poales; Bromeliaceae. Gene Ontology annotation, molecular function: oxidoreductase activity, acting on the aldehyde or oxo group of donors, NAD or NADP as acceptor.